Molecule: messenger RNA, 1110 nt
Organism: Spodoptera litura
Lineage: Eukaryota; Metazoa; Arthropoda; Insecta; Lepidoptera; Noctuidae
Source: RefSeq, a predicted model, not a curated record
AUGGUCAUGUUUCAUGACUCAGAAUGGGACGUGGCUUGGUCGCCCGGACAGAAAGUUCUGUCACUAUUCACCGUGGUGACGUUCCCGAACGGCGGUUGUGCGGGAGCAUCAGGAGACAACGGGACUUGUAUGACUGCUAGGGAGUGCACCGCAAGAGGUGGCUCAGCUAACGGCUACUGCGCAAACGGAUUUGGACUCUGUUGUAUAUUUAUGACUUCAUGUGGGAGUUCUACGUCUGAAAAUGGUACUUACUUCGUGAACUCGGGAUAUCCAUCUGUAUACGAUGGCACAGGAUCCUGUGAACUUACUGUAAUCAAAUCACACCCUGAUGUUUGUCAAAUUAGGUUGGAUUUCAACCGGUUUUCAAUCGCUGGUCCAGAACAAAUGCAUAACGUUUGCAACCAAGAUCAAUUCAUUGUGUCAGGAGGCAACCCAGUUCCGGCCAUCUGCGGAAAUAACCAGGGAAGUCACAUGUAUAUAGAUGCUGGGAUUGGGAUGACAAAUCCAGUGAAGCUGACAUUUGUUACUAGUGGACCAACGUUCGAGAGACUUUGGAAGGUCAAAGUGACUCAGAUACCCUGCAGCACCAUAUACAAAGCCGACGAAGGUUGCUUGCAGUACUACACAGGAGUAUCAGGACAACUACGGUCCUUUAACUACGAUCCUGUGUCUGGUCUGCAGCUUAGCAACCAAGACUAUGGGAUCUGCGUGAGGAUGGAGAGGAAUUUCUGUGGAAUCCAAUACACCGCUUGCCCAGACACAGUAAACAACCGUUCUCGAGCCUUCACACUAAGUGGUAACAGCAAUACUCCAGUGAACGCCAUGAUUGGAUCAGGAGCUGGCCCCAACAACUGCGCCAAUGAUUGGCUAUUGGUACCAUGUGGAACGAAUGUUGGACGAAUUCAACCAGCUCAAGCUCUGUGUACGGAUAGAAUUUGUGGCGGAACCUUCUCAGCUGAGCUAUCGAUGCAAGCUUCUACAGUAUUGAGUACUGUAAAACCUUUUCGGCUAUGGUUUCAUACGGACAACGUGGAAGCUCCAGUGGAUGUCGGCAACCGAGGGUUCUGCCUCAACUAUGUACAACAGCCUUGCACUAAUAACUUAGUUUAG